UGAAGAUCUCUUUCCGGUCACUGUGACUCAAAAUGUAACACACUGCUUUUCACAUCUUGUCCGUAAAUGCCUGUCCGUCUACCCCUCCCCGUCCUCAUCCCGUCCCGCUUCCAAAUCGCAUCGAUUCAGCGCAGCCGCAACAACUUUGCCUCUUUUCUAGCUACUCCCUGUAUCCGCCGCGAUCGCCUGAGUAUACGACAAUAUUUCACCUUUCAUUCUAUGCCCACAAACGCACAUAGAGCUCAAUCUUGUGAACGACCAGCCAAACGGAGACGAACGUCCUACAGCUCUGCUACCACCCCUAUGGCAAUAGAACCCGACGUCAUGGCCCCCGUUCUGCCGAUAAUUGAGCUUACUCAAAUCGAGAAGACGCUGACACAUCUUCUACUCGAUGUUGUCGAGUAUAUCAAGCAGAAAGGUGCCAAGAAUGGCGACAAAUCCAUUCCCCAGGACGUGGUCCUCAGAUUUACGGGUGGAUGGGUUAGGGAUAAACUGCUGGGAGUGGAUAGUAACGAUAUUGAUGUUGGCAUUAGCACGAUGACAGGCUACAAGUUUGGAGUGGAACUAAAAGAGUACCUCGAUAAUCCCGAGCACCUGGAGAAGUAUAAGAGCUUCCACUCGGAUGAUGCGCUCAAGAGCGUCAUAGGCGGUCUUCACAAGAUUGAAGCAAACCCGGAAAAAUCAAAACAUUUGGAAACUGUGGCUACCAAAAUAUUUGGGCUGGAAGUUGACCUGGUGAAUUUGCGUAAAGAAACCUAUUCGGAUCACAGCCGGCACCCGGAAAUGGAAUUUGGGACUGCAGAAGAAGACGCUCUUCGCCGCGACGCUACAGUGAAUGCUUUAUUUUAUAAUCUUCAUACAUCGUCGGUUGAAGAUUUCACCGGCAGAGGUAUAGCGGAUUUAAGGGCGCAUCUGAUCCGUACACCUCUUGAGCCAUAUCAGACGUUUAAAGAUGAUCCACUGCGUGUGCUACGAUUAAUCCGCUUUUCCAGUAGGCUCGGAUAUAAAAUCGACCCGAACACAGAGGAAUCCAUGCAACACGAUGAUAUCAAAGAUGCUCUUAAGUUAAAAAUUAGUCAGGAAAGAAUUGGCGCUGAAGUUGAAAAGAUGCUCAAAGGACCUGAUCCCCUCAUGGCAUUGCAUAUUAUAGAGCGACUUGGACUAUAUGACACCAUAUUUGCAAAUCAUCAAGAUGAUGUUGUUGUGGACGUGUCGUCUUGGAGCCGAGCAUACGAGUCGCUCAUGGCUAUCCUAGAUGAUAAUUAUAAUGAAGUUACCAUUUCACAAGAAAGUCGAGCUACUUUACGCAGCAUUCUUAUCCGGCAUAGGGAGGAUACAUAUCAUUCCUGGAUGCUGGCAGCAUUAUCCCCUUGGGCAGUAGUUCCUCAGAAAGAACCUCCACCUAACAAAAAGGAGCUGCCACCGAGACCGUCAAUGGUGGCUCGAGACAGCCUUAGGGCUGACAAUAAAACGGUUGAUAUAUUAAAGUCUGGCGCCAAAUAUUACGGCAUGGUUUCCGAUCUUAAAUCAGCGUUUUUAAAUCGAGAACUUGGCAAGACCUUGCCUGAUAUACGCUGGAGAAUAGGGAGAUCAAUUCGAAUAAUGGGUGCGGAGUGGCGGCUAUGUUUCAUCCAAGCUGUCCUACUAGAAAUCAUGCAAGGAGAAGAAGCCGGAAAAGUGUUCUCUGAGUAUGUCGAAUUCCUCUUAUAUAUUAAGGAGCAAAAUAUGCUUGAUGUGGAUGCUCUUCGCCCACUUGCCAAUGGCCACCAACUUGCAUCUGCCCUUGGUGCGAUGCCCGGUCCGUGGAUGUCUAAAGCACUAGAAAUGGUGAUUGAAUGGCAGCUCCGAAAUCCAGAAAGAGAUGAUGGAGACGGUGCGAUAGCUGAGGUGAAGCGACGGGCUGAUGAGUUGGAUUUGAGCCCACCAGUUAAGAAAAAGAAGUAAUAGUUAAAAGAGUGAAAGGUGGAAAAGCUGUUCUAUGAGCAUCUUGUAGAC
This is a messenger RNA of Coccidioides posadasii C735 delta SOWgp, 1995 nucleotides long. RefSeq names its product CCA tRNA nucleotidyltransferase, mitochondrial (gene CCA1). Lineage: Eukaryota; Fungi; Ascomycota; Eurotiomycetes; Onygenales; Onygenaceae. Gene Ontology annotation, biological process: tRNA 3'-terminal CCA addition. The record is from RefSeq and is a predicted model, not a curated record. Gene Ontology annotation, molecular function: ATP:3'-cytidine-cytidine-tRNA adenylyltransferase activity; CC tRNA cytidylyltransferase activity; RNA binding.